Malus domestica (apple) is the source of this 2190-nucleotide messenger RNA. Lineage: Eukaryota; Viridiplantae; Streptophyta; Magnoliopsida; Rosales; Rosaceae. The record is from RefSeq and is a predicted model, not a curated record.
CAAUGUCUUUUUAUUAUCUACCACAAGCAUAAUGUGUGAUAGAAUCAUAAAUUCACAUAUUUGGAGGAGGCGGGACACCAAAAUUUUAGACAUCUUUUGUUGAAAUUUCAAAUUUUUUUGACAAAUCCACUUUUUGCUCUAUCUCCUUUCCAUGUCCAUCUCUUCCACUUUAUCUUCCUUUCCCUUUUCCAAAAACAAAAACAAAUUCUACCCCCUUUCAACUACGCUCCCACGUUUUUCCAAAGCUCAACCGCUUCGGUUUCUUAAAACAAAAAAAAAAAAAACAUCAUAAUUUGUCUCUCCCCGAUUUCCCAUAAUUUAAUUUGCAUCUGCUACAAUGGUGUGUUGUAUGUUAAUCCUAUCAAUGUUCUAUCCAGUCUCUUCGGAAUAUUUCUCUGCCCCUGGUAACAAUCACAAGAAGCUUACAGAAAUGAAGCAGCAAAUUGUCGAGACCAAUUUGUGCUUGACAAUGGCAUUUUUUUCUUAAACCCAUCAUGUCUUUGCAGUGAAGUCUGCAGACCUGAAAGAAAUUUGUGCAUAGCGAGGUAACAGUUGUGGAGGAGUGUAGAGAGGAGAGGCACUUGCAAACUUAAAGUGUGAUUGGCUUGCUGGAGAUGUGUGUCUUCUGGAAGAAACGAUUGAAGAGAAGAAGAUCAUCAUUGGAGGACGAAUCCUACGCCUCCUUCGCCGGAUCCAUGAUGCUGGUCCGUUCCAUUGCCAGAGACCUCUUCCCACAGCCCCUCAGCUCAUACAUUUUCUCAAAACUCUCUCGCCUUUUCAGUACCCCUUUCUCCUCCAUAACUCUCGUCAUAGAAGAGUUCUCCGGCGCCGCACGCAACCAGGUCUACGCCGCCGCCGAGGUCUACCUCCGGACCAUCAACAACAUUACUCCUUCCACUCACCGCCUCUGUGUCGGAAAAAAUAUCCGGCAAAAGACAGUCAGCCUCGCCCUUGACAACAGCGGACAGCUCGAAGACGCCUUUGACAAUGUGAAUCUGACGUGGCGUUUCAAGGUGAGGAAGGAAAAGUCUGGUGCUGAACAGCGUCAGUUCGAGCUGAGCUUCCACAAAAAACACAAAGACAAAGUGAUGGAGUCCUACUUCCCCUACGUGCUUGCUAGGGCUGACGCCAUCAAAGAAGAGCAAAGGGUUGUGCAGCUUUAUUCCCGCCAUUUAAUGUCUGAUACUGAUUUCAAAGGCAGGUGCACAUGGGGUUCGGUGAAUCUGGAGCACCCGUCUACGUUCGACAUGAUGGAGAUGGACCCCGUGACGAAGAGGAUGAUUGUGGAGGAUUUAGAGAGGUUUGUAAGGAGGAGGGAGUUUUACAAGAAGGUGGGGAAGGCUUGGAAAAGAGGCUACUUGCUGUAUGGUUCUCCCGGGACCGGAAAAUCCAGCUUGAUUGCCGCCAUGGCUAAUUAUCUCAAGUUUGAUGUGUAUGAUUUGGAGCUCACUAGCAUUCAAAACAACAAUGAGCUGAGGAGGGUUUUGUUGUCCAUGACAAAUCGUUCGAUUUUGGUGAUUGAGGAUAUCGAUUGCUCUGUGGAUAUACAGAACGGGGAAUCGAAUAAAAGGUCUCAAGAUAUCUCUCAACGAUCUGCUUCUAACAAGCAGUUGACACUUUCAGGCCUACUGAAUUUCACCGAUGGGCUGUGGUCGAGCUGCGGCGACGAGAGAAUUAUCGUGUUCACAACAAACCACAAGGAACAGCUAGACCCUGCAUUGUUGCGUCCAGGUCGAAUGGACCUGCACAUUUACAUGUCCUAUUGAACCGCAGCUGGGUACAGGAUCUUGGCCGCCAACUACCUUGGCAUUCAAGAAAACAACCGUCAUCGCCUCUGCGGAGAAAUUGAAGCGCUGAUAGAGAGCACAGAGAUUACCCCGGCAGAGGUUGCUGAGGAACUGAUGAAGAGUGAUGAUGUUAAUGUGGCUCUUGAAGGACUUGUCAAUCUGCUCAAAUGUAAGAAGGCCGCCAAAAGCAAUGAAACGGAGGAUUAAGGGAAAGCAAGGAGUUCAGGUUCAGAGGAGUAAUUAACUAAGCUAGUUUUAUUUCAUCUAUGCUUUUAUAGACAUCAACGUUAAUUUCAUGUCGUAUCAGUUUGAACUUGGGAUUAGUAAUCCAUCUGUUGCUCAUAUGUGCCCGUUAAUUUGGUUAGUUCGUUUGAAUUUAAUUAAGCUAACCAAAAGUUAAUCA